Molecule: messenger RNA, 1188 nt
Organism: Hyposmocoma kahamanoa
Lineage: Eukaryota; Metazoa; Arthropoda; Insecta; Lepidoptera; Cosmopterigidae
Product: retinol dehydrogenase 13-like
Exons: 5
Coding region: 1-960 (319 amino acids)
Source: RefSeq, a predicted model, not a curated record
AUGCCAUGGUUCAGUGGCCGGUGUACAAGCGCAGUGAAACUUAUUGGAAAAACUGCUAUAAUAACGGGAUGUAACACUGGGAUCGGCAAAGAAACUGCUUUAGAUUUCUACAAAAGAGGCGCUAAAGUAAUAAUGGCUUGUCGCAAUUUGGACAAAGGAGAAGAGGCAAAAAAAGACAUAGAAAACAAAUGCAAAGAUCUUCCAGAGUCCGGUAAAUUGGUUUUGGAGAAAUGUGACCUGGCUUCACUCAAUUCAGUGCGAGAUUUUGCCAAAAAGAUUCUGGAUAAUGAGCCGCAGGUUAAUAUACUAGUGAACAAUGCUGGAAUUAUGAUGUGCCCCAAAGGAGAAACCGAAGAUGGAUUUGAAACACAGCUUGGGACAAAUCAUUUGGCACAUUUCCUUUUGACUUUGCUUUUACUACCCAGACUACGAAACAGUAAACCAGCGAGAAUUGUCACUGUUUCCUCUAAAGCUCAUACAAGAAAUGGUAUGAAAUUGGAUGAUUUAAAUUUCAAGGUGAGACGAUACAAUGCCGCUGAAGCUUAUUCGCAAAGCAAACUGGCCAAUGUAUUGUUUUCAAAAGAACUGGCAGCCAAACUAAAGGAGCACAAUAUAGACGGUGUGAACACAUACUGUUUGCAUCCAGGUGUAAUAAAAACAGAGCUGGGUCGUCACCUUGAUGAGACACUGUUCCGAGGAGCACGCUUACUCAUAGGUACUGUUUUUGGACCAUUUCUUAAAAGUCCAGAACUGGGAGCUCAAACAACCAUAUAUUGUUCAGUAGAUGAGAAAUGUGCAAAUGAAACUGGAUUAUAUUACAGUGACUGUGUGGUCACCAGCCCAUCUCACAAUGGUCGCAAUGAUGAGUAUGCAAAAAAACUAUGGGAAAUUUCAAUGGACCUUGUAGGUCUUAAAGACUAUAAUCCCUUUACAGCCCAUGACCCUGGAGUAAAGUCUUAAGUGACUGUAAACAUAAUAGAAAAUGUCCACAUUAUAUUACUGGUGCAGGGUUUAUAUAUAUAUACCUAUAUAAUACCUAAUUUUGUAUAGAAUUAUCAUAAAUACCUUGGUUUUUUUAAUACAAUUUGUAACAAUGCGAGUUACAAAAAUGAAUAAUAUAACUUCUUGGAAAAAAACUGUCUUCUAAAAUUUGCUUAUUGGCUUUUUUCGAUCCCCUUAUCAGAUUUU